Nicotiana tabacum (common tobacco) is the source of this 1699-nucleotide messenger RNA. The record is from RefSeq and is a predicted model, not a curated record. Lineage: Eukaryota; Viridiplantae; Streptophyta; Magnoliopsida; Solanales; Solanaceae.
AGGAAAAAAACAGAACAUAAACGGUAGCUCAGUUAUGUGACCCAACAGUAGAGAGAGUUCAGGAUCUUGAAGAAAACACACACACACACACACAGAGUGAAGCAGAAGAAUGGAUUCAUCUUCAUUAACAUGUAAAAAGCUAACAGUAAUUACAGUAUUAGCUGUUUUAAUCCAAGUAAUUGGCCUUGCUGUUUUUGUUCUUGGUUUCUUCCCUGUAAAGCCAGCACUCUCUGGAUUCAGUGGGGUAGAGAGUUUUUAUCAACCUGGAGCAGAUUCAGCUAAGUUUCAGAAUACCACCAAUUUAUCAGAAAGUCAGCUCAAAUAUUUGUACCAGGAAUUGUCUUUGGUGCCUCCUUUAUUUGACCGCUUGAUACUCAUGGUCAUUGAUGGUCUUCCAGCCGAAUUCGUUCUUGGGAAAGAUGGUCAACCUCCGCAGAAAGCUUUCAAGGAAGCUAUGCCAUAUACUCAAUCAUUAUUGAGUAAGGGAAGGGCGAUUGGUUAUCAUGCGAAGGCUGCACCUCCCACUGUCACAAUGCCUCGCUUGAAGGCCAUGGUUUCUGGUGCUGUUGGGGGAUUUCUGGAUGUUGCUUUCAAUUUCAACACGCAAGCUCUGUUGGAUGACAACAUAAUUGUGCAAUUUCUAAAAGUUGGUUGGAAAAUCGUGAUGCAUGGUGAUGACACAUGGCUUAAAUUGUUUCCUGGAAUGUUUUCGAGGCAUGAUGGCGUUAGCAGUUUCUUUGUUAAAGACACUGUCCAAGUAGAUCAAAAUGUAUCUCGACACUUGGUUGAUGAACUUGGUCGCACUGACUGGAGUCUUCUGAUUCUUCAUUAUCUUGGCUUGGAUCAUGUUGGACAUCUUGGUGGACGCAAUAGUGUGCUGAUGGCCCCCAAACUUGGAGAGAUGGAUGAAGUGAUCAAGACCAUCGAUCUAAAUUCUUUACCUACAAAUGAUAAUAAUCAAGGACGGACACUCUUGUUGGUAGUAAGUGACCAUGGAAUGACUGAAAAUGGAAAUCACGGAGGAUCAUCAUAUGAGGAAACUGACUCUUUGGCACUUUUUAUUCGUUCAACAAAUUUUGGAAGUACAUCAGGCACCCCUAAUAAGGCCAACCAGGUGGACCUUGCUUCAACAUUAGCUCUUCUUUUUGGUGUUCCAAUACCGAAGAACAACGUUGGCAUGUUGAUGGCAGAAACUUUCAAAUCAUUAACAGUUGAACAACAACUCAGGUUAUUGGAGUUGAAUUCCUGGCAAUUGCUUAGGCUACUUGAAGCGCAAUUACCUGGUUUAGUAUGUGAAAACUUCUUAUGCGACGUCUUCAGGGAUGAUGGAUCUGGUCGAACAAGAGGUUACAGUAGUGUGGAAGAGACCUUUUGUUGUUUGUAUUUGAAGGCUGCAGAUCUUCACAGAUUGUGGAAAUCUGGGGAAGAGAAAAGAUCUGCUAAUGAGGACAAUUGUCACAGUAUUCUUGUGGCAUAUCAUAAUUUCUUAAGAACUGCAAGUGAGUGGCUAUCUCAUAGGGCAACUGACAAACCUGUUGGCCGACUUAUAAUUGGAGUAGCAGCUAUACUCGUUUCAUGUUUGAUAUUGCUAAGCCUUCUGUUUCUUCUAGGGAAGCAAGUCUUCUCUGAGCAGAAUCAGCAGCUUUUUAACGCCAAGAAUGACCUGCGAUGGUGGCAUUUGGAUGAGAUUCUUAUUCUG